AUGUCGAUAUCACUUCCCUCUCCAUCGUCGCCCAUUUCCAAUAUUCCCUCCGCCUCAAAACACCCCGAUCCCAACCGCGGCAUCCCGCAAACGGAACCGGAACCAGCAGACAAACACGAGCCACGAGCUUCCCUUCUCACUCUGCCAACAGAAAUCCACUUGCAAAUCGCAAGGCUUCUCAUGUACCCGGAUGCCCUCUCGUUGAAAUACACGAACCGGUAUUUCCACAGCUUCGUCGACACGGGCAUCAACCUCAAGGUAGAAUGGCUGGUGGAGCGCCGGCGCCUGCAUCUCGAGUGUCCGAGUCAUACGCACUGCGAGCUGGGCACGGAUCUACGCUUUUGCAGAGGCAGCGUUGCGCUCCUGAUGAAACGCCGGAGAGAGCAUAUUGAGUGCGAAUCGCGGCCCGGGCUGGGCUGCGUCAUCUACGGCACUGCGACUUGUCCGAAUCGUCCGCGAGGCGUGAGGGCGUGGCAGAGGUGGCUGGGCACGAAGCUGACGAUUGAGCUGCGUUGGGUGCUUUUGGCCGUGCUGGUGCUUUUGUGUAGCUGGGUCUACACGUUCCUGUCGGGAUAG
Molecule: messenger RNA, 576 nt
Organism: Trichoderma reesei QM6a
Lineage: Eukaryota; Fungi; Ascomycota; Sordariomycetes; Hypocreales; Hypocreaceae
Exons: 2
Coding region: 1-576 (191 amino acids)
Molecular function (GO): protein binding
Source: RefSeq, a predicted model, not a curated record